Messenger RNA from Eublepharis macularius, 995 nucleotides. It is a transcript of the gene SKP1, whose product is annotated as S-phase kinase associated protein 1. Gene Ontology annotation, molecular function: cullin family protein binding. Gene Ontology annotation, biological process: SCF-dependent proteasomal ubiquitin-dependent protein catabolic process. The record is from RefSeq and is a predicted model, not a curated record. The coding region runs from base 125 to 616 and encodes 163 amino acids. Gene Ontology annotation, cellular component: nucleus; cytoplasm. The transcript has 6 exons. NCBI's taxonomy places the organism in Eukaryota, Metazoa, Chordata, Lepidosauria, Squamata, Eublepharidae.
UGCUCCGCCCCCAACUCUAUAAGAGGCGGCGGCCGCAGUCCGCCCUCAGGUUUUGCUCCCCAUCGUAGUCAAUCCGCGUCGAGGAAGGAGGGGCUGAGAGCCGACGGUGCGCUGCUGCCUCACGAUGCCUUCAAUUAAACUGCAGAGUUCUGAUGGAGAAAUAUUUGAGGUUGAUGUUGAAAUUGCAAAGCAGUCAGUAACAAUCAAGACUAUGUUGGAAGAUUUAGGAAUGGAUGAUGAAGGGGAUGAUGAUCCUGUUCCUCUUCCAAAUGUUAAUGCAGCUAUAUUAAAAAAGGUGAUCCAGUGGUGCACCCACCAUAAAGAUGACCCACCUCCUCCUGAGGAUGAUGAGAACAAAGAGAAGCGAACAGAUGAUAUCCCUGUUUGGGACCAAGAAUUUCUUAAAGUAGAUCAAGGAACUCUCUUUGAACUUAUCCUGGCUGCCAACUACUUAGACAUCAAAGGUUUACUUGAUGUGACGUGCAAGACUGUUGCAAAUAUGAUUAAGGGGAAAACACCAGAAGAAAUUCGCAAGACUUUUAAUAUCAAGAAUGAUUUUACUGAAGAGGAAGAAGCUCAGGUACGCAAAGAGAACCAGUGGUGUGAAGAAAAGUGAAGUCUUGUGCCUGACUCCUAACACUGUAAGGAUCGUUCCAAAUACCAAGUUGCACUGCUCUGUUUAUAAUUGUUAAUAUUAGACAAAUGCAGCAGCAAAAGAAGUUAUACUAGUAGAGUGGUGUUCUCUGCAUGUGUUAUGUUUGAAUAUAGAUUUAAAAUCCUUUGGUUGAGUUUUCACCAAUGUAAUCUGAUGUCCUUUUCCUCUGCUCUGAAUAAAACUAAAUAAGUGUGGACUCUGUAUGGCAAUUAGCACUGCAAGCUAGCCUUUCCAUGCUCUUAAAUGUAUCACUGUAUCAUUAAAAUGUGCAGGAUGUCAGAAAUUCAGAAAUGUCUGGCAUUGUAAAUAAAACCACUUGCAAAUGUUUUCUGAAAUAUAA